CUCAACGUGACCUUUCUCAAUUGGAUUGUGGCACGCUUGAGAUAAUAUCCUCAUCUACCUCGAAUCCACGUGCCACCCCGGCCAUAGACUGAGCCCAAUAGAGGGCGAAACUCCCUGGGAUGAUAUCGAUUUCACAUCUUCUUUGCCAACACGACGUCGGAUUUUUGGCCCUCAGUCUAGAUGGUUCGAGAAUUUACAGGUACGAUGGCAAGGAAUGACAUCGCGCAUAGUCGCCUUCAUCGAGACGAACCUGGGGAUGCUGUUGAUCAUAGUAGCGCAAUUCUUCUUCGUAUGCAUGAACCUUGGCGUCAAGCAGCUGGACAGCCUUGAUGUCCCCAUGCAUACCCUUGAGCUCAUCGUAGUCCGCAUGGGAAUUACCUUGGCAUGCUGUGUAUUAUACAUGGUCGUAAUGAAGAUUCCGGAUCCUAUCCUUGGUCCCAAAGGCGUGAGGCUGUUGUUGGUGAACAGAGGCUUGUGCGGUUUCUUCGGUCUGUUCGGGAUGUACUAUUCCCUGCAGUACCUUUCAUUAGCAGAUGCGACGGUGUUGAGCUUUCUUACGCCACUUUCAGCGGCAAUAGGUGGAUACAUCGUCUUAAAGGAGCCCUAUUCGAAGCGUGAAGCAUUUGCGGCCAUCGUGAGCUUGCUUGGUGUCAUUUUAAUUGCUCGACCGCCUUUUUUGUUCGGUAAUACUUACAGCGUGAACUCGGACAGCAGUGAUGUGGCGCCUAGCCUAGGUACCGCGAUAGACAGGAUACGAGCCGUCUGUGUCGCUGUUUUUGGAAUUGUCUUAGGGACUGGCGCCUUGUUGUCAAUGCGUGCGAUAGGCAAACGCGCUCAUCCUAUGCAUCUCAUGAUGUUUUUUUCUGUAUGGUGUACAAUUGUCGCCUCCGCGGCAAUGUACUUCAUGAAGAUCCCGAUUGUUUACCCUCAUAACUGGCAAUGGGCUGUCAUGCUAAUUUUCAUUGGACUUUCGGGUUUUUUCGCGCAGACUUUGACUACGAUCGGCUAUCAACAUGAGACUGCAGCACGCGGUUCUAUGGGUCAAUAUGUACAGCUCUUAUUUGCUGGUGUCCUAGAAUACGUAUUCUUCGGUACAGUUCCUUCACUUCUAUCGCUCAUCGGAGCUGUUAUCAUCAUGACAUCGGCUAUAUACGUUAUUGUUUUAAAGAAGGGUUCACCGAAGGAGCCUGAUGCGAUUGGCCUCAGAGAGCCGGACUCCGUCCUUGAGGAAGGCCUCUUGCAUACCGCUAAAUGCGGUGAUUAAACUUGCUGAGACGGGUUCGAGCAGGAGGAUAGGACAUGACAAAGACUUGAAGCAAAAGCCGUCAUCGGUGUGGAGAAGGUCAUGAUUUUACAACAUAUUACAAUCAUAAACACAUAUUCCCUCGAUGCCGGCUGAAAAUUAUGUAUUACUAUUUGGCCUUCAAUGCUAUGUCCUCUGUUGAUCGCCCC
Molecule: messenger RNA, 1452 nt
Organism: Suillus bovinus
Lineage: Eukaryota; Fungi; Basidiomycota; Agaricomycetes; Boletales; Suillaceae
Exons: 13
Coding region: 215-1264 (349 amino acids)
Cellular component (GO): membrane
Source: RefSeq, a predicted model, not a curated record